AUGAAAAUUUACCUUGUUCUAGCAGGUCUCUUCCUGCUGCUGGCUACUGCCAUAGCCAGUGGAUCUAAGUUCUUCUAUGCGAACAAUGGAUCGCAAUUUUACAUCCGUGGCGUUGCUUAUCAGGAGGACUACAAUGCUGGAGGAGCUGAAGGUACCGGUCAGUCGAGCGAUGUUCAUUACACCGACCCUCUGGCGGAUGGUUCACACUGCGAUCGUGAUAUCCCGUACCUUCAACAACUUCGGGCCAACGUUAUCCGGACCUACGCUGUCAACCCAACCAAGAGCCACGAUGAUUGUAUGAAAAAACUGGCUGAUGCAGGAAUUUAUGUUAUUGCCGAUCUGUCAUCCCCUCGGUUGUCGAUUGUCUCCGAUUCCCCUUCCUGGACCGUGGAACUGUACGAUCGAUACACUGCUGUGGUUGAUUCCUUCCAUCAGUAUGAUAAUGUGAUUGGGUUCUUUGCCGGCAACGAGGUGGUGGACAAAGCGAAUCAGACAAUGGGCUCAGCAUUCGUCAAAGCAGCUGUGCGCGACAUGAAAGCCUACGUCAAAGAAAAGGGGUACAGGAAAUCCUUGGGCUUUGGCUACGCAACUACCGACCAGCCAGAUUUCCGUAACAAGCUCACAGACUAUCUCAGCUGUGGAGACCAGUCAACCUCCAUUGACUUCUUCGGUUACAAUAUCUACGAGUGGUGUGGAGACAGCACGUUCCAGGGCUCCGGUUACAAAAACCUCACAGACCAGUACAAGGAUUACCCUCUCCCAAUAUUCUUCUCUGAGUAUGGUUGCAACACAAUCAGGCCUCGAAAAUUUGGCGACAUCUCUGCGAUUUUCGGACCGGAUAUGGAAAACGUCUGGAGCGGUGGUAUUGUCUACAUGUACUUCCAAAGUACCAACAACUAUGGGCUCGUCUCUGUGGACGGGAAUUCCGUCAGCACCCAACAGGAUUUCAGCUAUUACUCGAAGGCCAUUCAAACUGCCACUCCCAGUGGUGUCAACAGCGGCAGUUAUACCCCUACAAAUUCUCCGCACGCUUGUCCCACUGCCAACGAAGUGUGGUUGGUAAAGUCUAGUCCCCUGCCACCUUCUCCAAAUAAAGAGUUGUGUUCCUGCAUGGUGAACAGUCUGUCGUGUGUGGCCAGUGAAUCUCUGCAUGCAGACCAGUACGGAGAUUUGUUCGGCACAGUUUGCGGAAGUGACAAAACCGCCUGCGAUGGAAUUUCCCAGAACGCAACCACGGGGCAGUAUGGUGCCUACAGUAUCUGCACCAAUAAAGAUAAGCUUUCCUACGUCUUCGACCGCUACUACCAGGGUCAGAGGAAGGACCAGUCGGCGUGUGAUUUCAAAGGGGCAGCGUUGAUUCAGUCUGCCAAGGCUUCAUCUAAACGUUGCGAGUCACUUCUCAGACAGGCUGGCACAGCUACAACGGACCAAGCCAUAGGGGCAACGUCGUCCCCAUCCAAGGGGGAAGGUGCGCGUGCGCGUGGGAGUGAGAAGAAAACCUGGUACAGUUACGUCGUCUGGGGGUUUUCUCUAGCAUUAUUUGCUAUCGUGCAUCAAUAUGUGCUUGAUUGCACUAUCAACUAUUUGAUUAAUCGGUGA
Messenger RNA from Penicillium griseofulvum, 1599 nucleotides. Its product is annotated as glycoside hydrolase family 72 protein. Gene Ontology annotation, biological process: fungal-type cell wall (1->3)-beta-D-glucan biosynthetic process. Lineage: Eukaryota; Fungi; Ascomycota; Eurotiomycetes; Eurotiales; Aspergillaceae. Gene Ontology annotation, cellular component: fungal-type cell wall; cytoplasm. Gene Ontology annotation, molecular function: 1,3-beta-glucanosyltransferase activity. The record is from RefSeq and is a predicted model, not a curated record. The transcript has 4 exons. The coding region runs from base 1 to 1599 and encodes 532 amino acids.